Molecule: messenger RNA, 2227 nt
Organism: Amoebophrya sp. A120
Lineage: Eukaryota; Dinophyceae; Syndiniales; Amoebophryaceae
Source: the annotation of a GenBank genome assembly
CUCAUACCUUUCCGUAAACGGUACCAGUAAGAAAAUCGGACGAAAAAAAUGGAGUCACCAUUACUUUACCGUCUUCGGGAUAUCAUGCUAAUUAAUGAUGAAGCGUGUCUAAGUUGUUCUUGUAUGAUACGUCGUAAUACAAUAGCACAAAUCGAAAAAUGGAAAUUCACGGAAUAAUCCUUGUCCACCUGCAGGUGAUUACCUUGUACAUUUUUGAAAUCUCCAGUUGCAAAUGUAGGUGUACAUCAUCAUGGACAAAGAUAAAACGAUGCCAGCAUAUGGCCUGCGGUUUGUUAUUGUUUUCACGCGGCCUCACAGUGUGGAGUCGUCCUGGCAACGGCAUUCCUUCUCCACGUCUUCAUGGUCGCGGAAAGUCGUUCAUCUUCUGUCGGUCGUGCAAGAACUGAACUGUCGUAAAACCGUUGCUUUUUUUGGAUCAUCGUCAUUGAUGAUGUGAUCGCGCUUGCAAUUCUUGCGGUCAACAGCAGAAGAUCUCCACAUUUAUACGAAGGUUUACUUCUUACUUGUUUUCAUGCACGACCGAUAAUUCAACCUUUUAUCUGCUCAACCUUUAUUCCUGAAAAAUGUAGCGGGGCCGGCCGCGAUGGUGGAAGAUGAGAGGGCAGCACAACCGCGCCGGUCUUACGAUCGUGCUGCUCUUGCGGUAAGAGCUCUUCCAGCGAAGACCCGUCGAUCUCCAUUUGUGUGGCGCACCUCUGCAGGAGCCUUUGAGUGUUGAGACAAAAGGUAAAAAACUCGGGCGGCAGGGGCUCCUGCCACGACAGCGCGCCGCGGGAGUGUGUUGGACAAGCAGAAGUUUCUGCGCAAGUACAAAAAAGUCAUGGGCGCCUUAAUUCGGCGGAAAGGCGUGGACUAUUUGGUCCUUUCGCUUUUCGUGAUCUACCUCGCCGGCAUCACCGCACGAAAAUUUUACCAACUGGUUUUUGAUGAAGCAAACAUGCCGGCCGAUUGGGUAUGAGUCUACUUAUGCUGACCACUAAUUAGGCAGCAUUCUGUUGCGCUGUAGCACUUCUUGUUUUGCGUAGACGAAGACGGACACCUCCUCCACCUAAUUCCUGGCGAGCAUGAUGAUGAUGUUAUGAUGAUGAUGAUGAUGAUGAAUAUGGUUUGUCGUAUGUUAGAAAUCCAAAAAACCUAUUUCUCCCGUUCAGGCGACGAACUUCAUGCGGCGGUAUGCGUUUCAGGGAAUCGCGGGCAUUUUCGUUGUGAUCGGGAUCUGCAUCAUUCUCGAUGUCAUGGGUUACCUCACCGGCGAGACCCCCUGGGAAGGCAUGCAAGAAUACACGCUCGGCCUGAUGGCAAUAAGUGUCGUCUUUUCACUCUACAUGUGGAGGGAGCAGAGCGUGGACGCGGCGUUUUGUGUCGCGUAAGAUUUUUGUUCUUGUUUCUUGAUAUUUGCCCGGAGUUCUUGUAUGUACUUGAGGCCGGCGUACUAGGACUAGGAUUUUGUUGUGCCGCAAAAUCAAUAUAUAACAGGAUUCGUUUCAUAUUGAUAUUCACUCCCGCAAAAUAACAGCAUGCUGAUUUUCCUCGUCGGCGUCGUCUUCGGUUUUUUGAAGAUUUUCUUGCACGCGCUGUUAUGAACUGCAAAAGUAUCGUACUAGUAGCAAUUGCAAUACAAAUUAGCUCAGCGUGACAAAUGGAAUUUGUCAUGCUGUUUUGCCUUGGGAUGGAGAUUUGUAAUGCAUAACUGCGAUUACUACGAGUGCGAUACUUUUGCACAGGAUAGCUGUCCCUCUACAACGAUAGCUGGAACAUCGGGCUGAUGCUGCUUCUCGCCUACGUCUCCCUCAUCGCGUUCUACUCCAUACAGUACCAGCGCCGCCGACGGCAGAACGAGGCCAAGGGGGAAGCGAUCAAGGACAAACUUUACGACGACAUGCUUCGGUCUUUUGCGUAUACGGUCCGGUAUAGCAACACGCUGUACUACUGGGGCAUGGUGUACUGGGUGUUCCAAAUUGAGGAAUACCUAGAAAUACAUUUAGUCGGCUGGGCCGCGCUGCUCUUCUACUACGUGGUUCUAGUCCACGUCGUCAUGGGGUGCUGCAGAGAAUUCCGAGAAAAUGACUUUUAGAUAGAGCUAGCAUGACGGGCAGUUGUUGUAGUACUGCGACGAAGAUGAACAAGAUCCAAAGCUGACGCUUGCGUUCGCUCUCAUUGGCUCCAUUCCUCUACUGCACUGCGUGAACCAGAGGAGGAAAUCGAG